UUUGAAAGCCAGUCCAGGGAGGAGCCUUCCCUCUUAGCCUUCCGCUUCCAGGUAAAUCUGGAAGCGGAAGAACGGCAGUGAAGAGGUCCUGUGGCACAGCUGGUAGUACGACGAGUGAAACCUCCUCCAUCAUGAGUUCUGGUAGUGGAGAAACUACAACAGUGAAGACCGGGGAGGCUGCUGCUGCUGCUCCUGAUUCAGCACCAGCCAAACAGGACUGGAAGUGUCCCCUGGGUGACGCUCAUGUCCACCGGGAAGAUGUGAGGAAGGUGUGGAAAGAGUGCCAAGAGGAAAGCUUCUGGUACCGAGCUCUGCCACUGUCUGUGGGCAGCAUGGCUGUCACUGGCGGUCUCAUCUACAAUGGUGUUUGGAAAUCGUCAGCAAGGUUUGGCCCUUUCCCCAAACUAGCAGUUGCGGGGCUCCUCGGGUUCACAGUGGGAAAAGCUUCGUAUGUUGGAACUUGUCGAAGCAAGUUCCAGGAGCUCGGUAUUAAAGACGGCCCGGGAACCGGGCCCUGGUCCAGAAGAGGUCCGCCCGGUCCAGGACACAGACGUUGCCAUCAUGAGUGUGACGAAUGCAAGAAAAAACCUCAAGCUGUGCCAGCAGAGCAAGCCUAAAGUUAAACGUGCACAACGCUAAGCUCAACGAAAUGAGUUUAGCGUUCUUACAAAAAUGAGAGCCCAGCAUCACCAUGGAAGGAAGCAGCUGUGUUCAUUUACCUGUUGCAGCAUGUCUGGAUAUCGAAUGUGAAUGUCCUCCGUGGAAGCUUUCUAGUGUCCACUAGUGUGUCUUUUUUUUUUUUUUUUUUUU
Molecule: messenger RNA, 810 nt
Organism: Poeciliopsis prolifica (blackstripe livebearer)
Lineage: Eukaryota; Metazoa; Chordata; Actinopteri; Cyprinodontiformes; Poeciliidae
Product: OCIA domain-containing protein 2-like
Exons: 7
Coding region: 132-617 (161 amino acids)
Cellular component (GO): mitochondrial inner membrane
Source: RefSeq, a predicted model, not a curated record